AUGGCGACACUACAAAGCUCUGACAGCAAAGCAAUAGGUUCCUCACGCAAGCGUUCGUCUUCCCAAAGUCUAGAUGACCUUGUGCCUAAACCACAAAAGAAGGUCCAUCCGCCCUUCCCACCAACCAUCUUCUGGGACCAACUCGCAGAAAUUCCACUUACUUCAAAUGCAUUACGCGAGUUGCGCCGGAGAGCUCUUGUAGCAUCCUACGCUCAAGUGACGGGCCAAAAGGUUGCUCAAAGGGACAACUGUUGUGUUGAACAGCCUGUUUCUGUUGAGGCCUCGCCAAGUAUACUCAAACGGAUCCAGCGUUUCGCGAAGAACGGCGGCCCUGAUUUAUCCGCAUUGAGAGGUCACCGAGCACUAUUUGAAGUCUCCGAUAACAUGUCAAUUCGUUACGAUUCUACAAAACUCCCCUCAGCAGCUUCAGAGAAAGUUUACAGCUCUGCAACUCCAGAAACCAUGGGACCAUACGACUCUGCAUUUCAGCAACAUCUCAUCGAUUACCACAUUUUCCCUGAUAGCUAUGAGUAUCCAGAUGGCCGAUUGCCCCCGGAGCCUACCAAUAGGAGAGCAAUCCUAGAAGCUCUAGAGCGACCAAGAGCAUCGCUAUCUGCAUCCACGUUUUCAAGGGCUGAUUUCCACAAGUUUCAACGGGCUGACAAGCAUGCCAAAACAGCGAGGGAGGUCUUCUACACAGUCAUACCAACGAUUGAAGGGGAGGCCGCAGACGGAAGGUGUGUGGUUGGAGGUAUUCCGUUUACAAACUUUGACCACUUGACCAACAGCACGCUCGUCGCGAGCAGUCCCGACUUGUUCUAUGGUGCACGCCCAGAACAACUGGACGGGAAUAUCCGCAAGGAACUAAAUGGACUAGUAAUCCCUUCCACGAAGCACGCCCUUCCAAUUGCGCCAAACGUAUUUCUGCAAGCAAAGGGACCUAAUACCUUUCUGCCUGGUGCGUUGCUACAAGCGUGCUACAACGGUGCUCUAGGAGCAAGAGCUAUGCACAGUCUUCAAUCGUAUGGGCAGCCUACGCGGUUUUACGAUAACAAAGCAUAUGUCUUGAGCUGGGUUUAUCAUUGUGGAACUCUCAGACUGUUCACUGUUCACCCUUUGCCACCACCAGCGGAAUUAGGUGGUCAGCUCAGCUUCGUCACGACACAUAUCAAGUCCUGGAGCAUGACGGGGGAUUACGACUAUUUCCUACAGGGAGCUACGGCUUACCGGAAUGGCGUUGAUUGGGCUAAGCAACAACGAGACGAAGCGAUAAAGGAGGCAAAUGUCAUUGCCGCCUGUAAGACUGCUACCUGA
This is a messenger RNA of [Torrubiella] hemipterigena, 1314 nucleotides long. Lineage: Eukaryota; Fungi; Ascomycota; Sordariomycetes; Hypocreales; Clavicipitaceae. The record is from the annotation of a GenBank genome assembly.